AUGUCCUCCCCACUCACCAUCCCUGGCCCUCCAGGCCUUCCCCUGCUCGGCAACAUCAUGGACGUCAACCCGAGCAACACCUGGUGGUCCUUGCGCACGCUGGCUGAAAGGUAUGGCGAGAUCUUCAAGAUCAAGGUCUUGGGGCAUGAAAUUGUUUUUGUCGCCAGCGCUGCUCUAGCAGAAGAGAUUUGCGACGAGACUCGGUUCCGCAAAUUCGUUGGCGGGCCCAUCGUCGAGAUCCGAUACGCCGUGCACGAUGCGCUGUUUACCGCAUACGACCACGAGGAAUCCUGGGGUAUCGCUCACCGCAUCAUCGCGCCACACCUGAGCACGGAAUCGGUCGCUGACCAUUUCGACGAGCUCUUGCUGUGCACCGACGAGUUGAUCGCCAAGUGGACCAAGGGUCUCGAGCCUGGGACCAAGUUCCAACCUCUCAAAGACCUCAAUAACCUGAACUUGGAGACGACAAUGUUGACACUGUUUGGCAAGAAGCUGGGAGCCAUCAAAAUGAAGGAUGGAGAGGAGCAUCCCAUGAUCCAGGCCAUGGAGGAUGCUACCUCAGAAGCAAUGAGGCGACCCAACAGGCCGAAGCUCCUCAACUGGCUGCUAUACAACGGCAAGUGGAAGGAGGCGACCAAGACGAUGAGAGGCUUUGCCGCAGAGCUCAUCCAAUACCGGGCCGAACACUCUACCGGACGCAAGGAUUUGCUUUGGGCGUUGAUGAACGCCACGGAUCCAGAAACAGGCAAGAAGUUGACCGACAGCCAGGUGAUUGAUGAGAUUGUCAGCAUGCCGAUCGGCAGUUCAACGGCCCCUUGUUCAGUCACGGCGACCAUCCUGUUUCUGCUGCAGAAUCCAAAGGUGGUGGCCGAGGCCAGAGAGGAGUUGGACCGCGUGGUUGGAGACGGUGCGCUGAGGCAAGACCAUAUCGCCCAGUUGAAAUACAUCCAGGGGAUUGUGAGGGAGACGCUGAGGUUGAGCUGCGCGGCUCCGGGCUUCAACAUAGAGCCAAUUCCGUCCAAGAAUGGCGACAAAUCGCCCAUUCUGCUUCAAGGCGGCAAGUACCAGAUUGCGCACAACCAGGCCAUGAUCGUUGUUCUGGCUGGAGUCAACAGAGAUCCAGCCGUGUUUGAGGAACCUCUCAAGUUCAAGCCAGAGAGAAUGGUGGGCGACAACUUCACCAAGCUGCCGGCCGGUGUCAAGAAGUGGUUCGGAAAUGGUAAACGAGAAUGUAUCGGCAAACACUGGGCUUGGGCGUUUCUAAUGGUGGUGACGGCCAAGCUGAUCAAAGAAGUUGAUUUUCAGGCGGUGGACGAGCAGUAUGUGAUGAAGCAGGAUGGGUGGUUCAACGUGCGGCCGAUCGACUUUUACGUGACGGCCAAGGCAAGGGGUGCUUGA
Molecule: messenger RNA, 1398 nt
Organism: Podospora pseudocomata
Lineage: Eukaryota; Fungi; Ascomycota; Sordariomycetes; Sordariales; Podosporaceae
Exons: 1
Coding region: 1-1398 (465 amino acids)
Molecular function (GO): heme binding; monooxygenase activity; oxidoreductase activity, acting on paired donors, with incorporation or reduction of molecular oxygen
Source: RefSeq, a predicted model, not a curated record